GUCCUACACAGUGGGCAGCGCGAUUGCAAAAUCAGUGAGAGGCUCUGAAACCGAGGCUGCAACGUCAUGCACAAACUCGAAACCUCACCCAGGCAAGCGAGAGCGAGCGAAAAGAGGGACAAACGCAAACACGGCGGAGCAACGGAGAGGGGAAAACUGUUGAUCUCAGAAGCAGAGCAGGAUGCGUGAGUACAAGCUGGUGGUCCUGGGCUCGGGAGGCGUGGGGAAGUCCGCUCUGACCGUACAGUUCGUUCAAGGAAUAUUUGUGGAAAAGUACGACCCCACGAUAGAAGACUCGUACAGGAAGGCAAUGGAAGUGGACGGGCAGCAGUGCAUGCUGGAGAUCCUGGACACGGCGGGAACGGAACAAUUCACAGCCAUGCGGGACCUGUACAUGAAGAACGGGCAGGGCUUCGCCCUGGUGUACUCCAUAACGGCACAGUCCACCUUCAACGACCUGCAGGACCUGAGGGAGCAGAUCCUCCGGGUCAAGGACACCGACGACGUUCCCAUGAUCCUCGUGGGGAACAAGUGCGACCUGGAGGACGAGCGGGUGGUGGGGAAGGAGCAGGGCCAGAACCUGGCCCGCCAGUGGAACAGCUGCGCCUUCUUAGAGUCUUCCGCCAAGUCCAAGAUUAACGUUAACGAGAUCUUCUAUGACCUGGUUCGGCAAAUCAACAGGAAAACCCCAGCACCCGGGAAGGCCCGCAAAAAGUCCACCUGCCAGCUGCUCUAAUGCACAGCCACACUGUCUCUCUGAGCCAGGUCUGAUAAAAAAACUGCUGUCUCUCCCGGCAGUGCCAGCAUCCCGACUUUACUAAACCUAACAUUCGGCGGACUUUCCUGCGUGGUGUGUUGACGACCUUCAACGACCGAGAUCCAGCGUGCGAACCACCCACCUGCGGACUCAAACGCCUCCCACAUCGGCUUUGCACAUCCCUAACUGAGAUCACCCCGCGGCGUGGUCAGAUCUUUACACAUAUAUGUGUGUGCAUAUAUGUGUGUGUGUGUAUAUACAUAUAUGUACAUAUAUAUGUGUGUAUGUAUAUAUAAAUAAAUAAAAAUAGCGGUAUGCAACUGAAAUGAGACCAAGAACCUACACACAGUAUUAUUGCUAUCAGCAAGCAUCCUUCUCCAGUUGCCAAGGUGACCGUCAGAGAUUGAUGUGUGUCCAGGCUAUAGAAAUCGCCCGGUGUUUGAGUUGGUGAGUACAACAGUGUAAUAUAUAAAAUCACCACUAUCCUAGCAAGAGAAACCAGAAAGUCCAAAGAACACCUAUAUAGCCUAUUUCAUAUAGCUAACUUUACUCCUCUGGUGUUUUCUACUUUUACUUUAUUUUUUUUCCAGACCUUUGUUUUUGUUCUUCUUUUUUUUUUUUUUUUUUUUAAGUUACUAGAUUUUUGUUCAAGAUGCUAUAUUGCGACUGCUAUUAAUAUGAUUUUAUCUUAGGACAACCUGUGGAAACAGUAACAUCUGUGUAUAAUAAAAAAAUAUAAUGGAUCCCUGUCACUAUUGUCUCUAGCCUAAGGUGUUGCCUUUGAGGUAAAUCCAACUGAAUUCCAAUCAAUCGUUGAUUGUGUGUAAUAUUUUUGCUUUGUUUACAUAGAUGUUUGUACAGUGGGGGUUUACAAGAGGGAUUCUAGAGAGAAGGACAGGGCAGGUGGCCUUGCUUUUGAGCAUGAGAGUCGAUGACUACCCUUUUUUUUUUUUUUUUAAUAUAAACGUCUUCAGAAAACGUCUCAACGUUUUUCUUCCUUCGGUUUGGGUCCAGGAAAAGAAAUUCAUACCGGGGCAACCGUUCGAUCCUUCUCCGUAGAAUCCUCCGUCUACAACAGGAAGAUUAUAUUUUAAAAUGAGGGUUUAUAAGAAAAAAAAUCAAUAAAAAAAGUCAUUGGUGAAGUCGUUCUCCAUGCUUGUGUGGCUGUAGAUUCUCACUGUAUCUCCUUCACCCUAGCCCCGCCCCGCCUGUUCCUGCGUCCAUUGUGAAUGGAGGAUAUGAAUACCAAAUACUGGGUCCAGUUUAGUUUUUAAGAAACUCAUGUUAGUGAUUGUUUCACCUGUGUAAUAUAUGGGUUGAGGUGUUUCUUCACGGACGAGUAACUGUGGGGUUUGUCAGUAGUGAAUGUCAAAGACUUCUUUAAAAAAGAAAAAGAAAAAUCAAGGUUAACCGGAGGGUGGAGUGAAAGUUGCAAGUUUUUUUUCCAGUAGUUUCUGCUGAAUUAUUUAAAAAAGAAUGCCUUGUUGCUUUGUAUGCAUCAAAAAAAACAAAAAAAAAAAAAAACAA
This is a messenger RNA of Anguilla rostrata (American eel), 2284 nucleotides long. RefSeq names its product ras-related protein Rap-1b. Gene Ontology annotation, biological process: Rap protein signal transduction; negative regulation of synaptic vesicle exocytosis; cellular response to cAMP. Bases 182 to 736 code for a protein of 184 amino acids. Gene Ontology annotation, cellular component: plasma membrane. Gene Ontology annotation, molecular function: GTP binding; GTPase activity; GDP binding. The record is from RefSeq and is a predicted model, not a curated record. The transcript has 8 exons. NCBI's taxonomy places the organism in Eukaryota, Metazoa, Chordata, Actinopteri, Anguilliformes, Anguillidae.